Messenger RNA from Sardina pilchardus (European sardine), 1886 nucleotides. RefSeq names its product tRNA methyltransferase 61B (gene trmt61b). Gene Ontology annotation, molecular function: tRNA (adenine(58)-N1)-methyltransferase activity. Gene Ontology annotation, biological process: mitochondrial tRNA methylation. The record is from RefSeq and is a predicted model, not a curated record. The coding region runs from base 263 to 1777 and encodes 504 amino acids. NCBI's taxonomy places the organism in Eukaryota, Metazoa, Chordata, Actinopteri, Clupeiformes, Clupeidae. Gene Ontology annotation, cellular component: tRNA (m1A) methyltransferase complex; mitochondrion. The transcript is spliced from 7 exons.
CCCUGAGCAAGUCAUGUUGCCGAAUAUCACUGUUGAUAGAUCGCAGGUUUGUUGAAAGUUAAGUUAAUAUUAAAUUAGCUGCAGUCCAAAACAUUUUAAAUAGUGCAAUGCAAUGUAUGUUAGUGACACGAACUGUGGGUUAGUUAGUUUUAGGAAGUGCGGACAUGGGAGGUAUUAGGACAUUACAAAACAUUGAUUUGCUAAUGUAGCCUAGACUUCAGUAACGUGAAAAGAAAACACCGUAAACUUUGCAGAUAUUGUUAUGUCGUUAAGUUUGCAGUUAAGGCAGACUGUCCUUGUGACACGCAGACUAGCUCGACAUUGUGGUGAUCUGACAGGGAACAGUCAUGUCUGCCUCAGGCUAAAUGUCACGGCCAGUGUGAGACACUUCGGAACAAGCCACAAGAGGUCCAGCGAGAAUGGCAGCAGCUCAGAGAGCCCUGCCCCUGGACCUUCACGGUUACCCCUUACAAAGCCACUGUUAGGCAGGCGGAGAUCGCUGUCACCCUUGGAAAGGGUCAGUCGUCUGCUGCCUCGGGAAAGCUUAAGCCCUGACGUGUGGCAGUUGCGAGAGGACCAAAAGGAGGGUGAUCAGGAGCAGAGUGCUCCGAGUGAUGCUUUCAGUGGAGACAUUCACACACAUCAGCAGACAGAAGGAAGUCAGGUGGAGGUCCAGCGACGAGCGGAAGUGGACAUUGUUUUAGGGGAUGAAGGCCUCACCACAGGAGGUUCUGUGACACCUGCGGAGUGUGUGGACUCCAGUCAGGACGCUCACGUCUGUCUUCCUGGAGAGCGACCGUUAACCUACGGAGAGGUCGUCAUAGCCGAGCGUUUGAGGAAAAAACAUAUCGGCUUUCGGAAGAUGUUCCCACUGGAGCAGGGCGGGAAGCUGCACAGCACCUGGGGUUAUCUCUCCCACAGCACCAUCGCAGAGUGCCCAUCAGGCUCACUCUUCCGCACAUCACUGGGCAUGCCUCUGCUCCUAAGGCGGCCCAGUCUGGAGGAGUUCACCCUUUACAUGAGGAGAGGCCCAGCCAUCAGCUACCCUAAGGUAUCAGCUAAGGACUGUGCUGCCAUGUUGACCAUGAUGGAUGUGAGCGAGGGGGACUGCGUGCUGGAGUCCGGCUCGGGAUCAGGAGCCAUGAGUCUCUUCUUGUCCAGAGCAGUGGGCUCCAAGGGAAGAGUUGUGAGUGUGGAGGUGAGGGACGACCACCAUAGACGAGCCGCCCUCAACUUCAAGCGCUGGCGGACAUCUUGGAGCCUGCGGAGAGGAGAGGAUUGGCCAGAUAAUGUGCAGUUCCAUAAAGCAGACCUGCAGACUGCUGGGCCACUCCUGACCGGCCGGGGCUUCAACUCGAUCGCACUGGACAUGUUGAAUCCUCACCUGGUUCUGCCCACUGUCUUUCCACACCUUCACCCAGGGGCUGUGUGUGCUGUGUAUCUGGCAAAUGUGACGCAGAUAGUUGAUUUGCUGGAGGGAAUCCGCUGUUCCAAACUACCUCUGGUUUGUGAGCGCAUCAUCGAGGUGCAAUACCGGGAUUGGUUAGUGGCCCCGUCAUUCAUGAAAGACGGCAGCUUCAGCAGCAGAAGAGCACUGUCAGAGGGGAGUCCUGAGGAGGAGGUGGAAGAUGGCGACAAAUCCAAUGGUGAAGACAAAGAGGAAGCCCACAGUCCCGGCUCCAGGCCUUUCGGCAGUGUGCCAUAUAUCGCAAGGCCACACCCAGAGCAGGCAGGUCACACAGCCUUCCUGGUGAGACUGCGGAAAAUUAUGAAAUAGUGUCCUAAAACAUCCAGACAGGUCUACUGGAAGGCCAAAAUCAUGGUCGGGUUGAAUGUACAGUGCUGUUUUUCAUGUGUUUUGUUUAUUAUUAAAUUAAUUCCCUUGA